GUGUGUACAUAAUCCUUGGUUGUGUUUUGAUCUUUUCGGUACCCGCAGGCUAUGUCCGCAGGUACCGCGCAGCCACUAACUGACAAAAAUUUAAUUUGUCAUUACGUCGUUCAUCAAUAGUUAAACAGUUAACAUAAAAGAUGACCCGACCGUCAUCGCAAAUCGACACCUUGAGCCUGCUUUGGACACAACUUAAUGUGUCCAGAAAAACAACAGGAGCAACGGUGCAGGCAUUACGCAUGUGACCUGUAAACCAAUUUAAAAUGCCGAAGGUAGAAAAAAUUGAUGGAGCGUCCGCGGAGGAGCGGUUGGCGGGCGUGGAGUGCGAGCUGCGGGAGGUGCAGGCCAGCAUCCAGGAGUUGCAGGAGCGCAGGAAACUCCUGGAGCGGGAGCGCGACAAGCUCAAGGACUCCAUGCUGCUUGAGAAGAGCAACUCCCUGGCCAGCCAGAACUGGGACGACCGCAGCUUCCCGUGGUCCAGCCGGGUGGACGAAGUGCUGGCCGGCGUGUUCCGGCUGCCCGGGUUCCGGCCCCAGCAGCUGGCCGCGGUGAACGCCGUCCUGAGGCGGGAGGACGUGAUCCUCAUCAUGCCGACGGGUGGGGGCAAGAGCCUGUGCUACCAGCUGCCCGCCCACGUGCGUCCCGGCGUGGCGCUGGUGGUCUCGCCCCUCGUGUCCCUCAUGGAGGACCAGCUGAUGGCGCUCCGGCGCCUGGGCGUGGCCGCGGCCUUGCUGAGCGCCGGCGUCCCCCGGCAGGAGGCCGCCGACGUGCAGAAGUCGAUGUUGGACAGCAAGGCCCCGCUGAGACUGCUGUACGUCACGCCGGAGAAGUUGGCCAAGAGCAAGGGCUUCAUGACGAAGCUGCAGAAGAUGUACCAGCUGGGGCGGCUAUCGCUGAUCGCCAUCGACGAGGUCCACUGCUGCUCCCAGUGGGGGCACGACUUUCGACCAGACUACAAGUUCCUGGGGGUGUUGAAGCCGAUGUUCCCGGAUGUGCCGAUCCUGGGCCUCACUGCCACGGCCACUUCUCGGGUCACGGUCGACGUACAGAAGAUGCUCGGCAUCCAAGGCUGCCUCGUGCUCAAGGCCACCUUCAACCGACCAAAUUUGUAUUACGAGGUGCGACAGAAGUCGUCGGUGCAGAAGGAGUGCCUGGACGAGCUGGCCGCCCUGCUUAAGGGCAGGUACGCCGGCCAGUCGGGGAUCAUCUACGCCACGUCCAUCAAGGACUGCGAGGACGUGAUGCAGGAGCUGAGGGCCAGGGGCCUGCGGGUGGGCUGCUACCACGCCAGCCUGGACGCCGCGCUGCGCAGCAAGGUGCACCGCAAGUGGAUGAGCGGCGAAUACCAGGCCGUGGUGGCAACGAUUGCUUUCGGUCUCGGCAUCGACAAGCCUGAUGUCAGGUUCGUCAUUCACCACUGCCUGUCAAAGUCCAUGGAGAAUUUUUAUCAGGAGAGCGGCCGUGCCGGCAGGGACAACAAGGACGCGGACUGCAUCGUGUUCUACCGCUUCACGGACGUGUUCAAGCUGAGCACGAUGGUGUUCACCCAGCAGACGGGGCUGGAGAACUUGUACGGCAUCGUGGCGUACUGCCUCGACACCAACAGGUGCCGGCGGUCCAUCAUCGCGUGCCACUUCGGCGAGGCGUGGGAGUCUGAGGACUGCAACGGCAUGUGCGACCACUGCCGGCAGCCCCGCGAGGUCAAGCAAGUGGAGAUCACUGCGUACUGCCGAGCGCUGUACCGCAUACUGGCCCACGCCGCCAGCUCCGACACACGCCUAACAGCCCAGAAGCUGGUGGAUGCGUGGCUCGGCAAGGGCGCGGCCAGCCUGCGCGUGCGCGACCUCGCGGUCCCGGGGCUGUCCCGGGAGACGGCGGAGGCCGUGGUCGCCCACCUCCUGGUCGAGGGCUACCUCAAGGAGGACUUCCACUUCACGCCGUACAGCACCAUCAGCUACAUGCGCCGCGGGCCGAAGGCAAACAUUGCGGAGUCGAGCGACCACAAGAUCCACAUGAAUGUCAGGGGCAAAAGCCUGCCAGCCAGCGCAGCACCAACAACAAGGAGUUCGCCGAAACAGGCGGCCACGAGCCACACGGAGAAAGCUGCCAAGAGCCCAGCGAGCCACAUCAACGGCAUUGCGAAGAAGCGCAAGGCUAGCGACGGCAAGCGGAGAUCCUCGCCUGAUGCCAGUGGUUCCAGCAAGAAAUCUGCUCCCUCAAGCUCCAGUUCCAUUGGCGGUGGUGAUGAUGAUGAUGAUGAUGAUGAUGAUGAUGAUGAUGACGACGAUUUCGGGAUUAGCAGUGAGCCUCCAAAGAAAAAGAAGAUAGUGUCCAUCGUAUUGAGUAGCGACUCGGACGAUGGCACAUAAUUAGUAGGUCGUGGCCCACAUAAACGUGAUGUUGCUCUGUCAAUGUCAACCGAUCAUCACUUGAAAUUCAGGGUCACCAACACGCAUAAAGUCCAAGCUUCAAAGUUACUGACGUGUUGGAAAAUCAGUAGUUGAGAAUGCAAUAUUUCCAUGUUUGUGUGACAGUAAGACGACUUCAUUCUGAAAAGCAGCGAUUCAUAAUCUUGUAGACCACAUCUUCUUUAACGUAUGUUUAUUGUUACAUUGUUUAUAUAUUUCAACUGUACUCAUUUAAAAGGGUAAGAAAAAAUAUGUUUUUUCAAUCAUUUGCAUUUUUAAAUCAGCUCCAUGUAUUUUUAACAUCUAGUCUUUAAUAUUUACUAUUUAUCUUCUCCAGUAUUACUCUCUAGCCCUGCAAUCAGCAAUAAAUAUCUGGUGUUAUGGUCAGUGUAACCAACAUUGAUAUAUUGUAUACAAAAUAACAAAUUGGUAUAAUUUAAAGGAAUCUGACAAAUGAAAACAAAUAUGUACAUGCAUACAUACUUGUUGGCUCAUUAAUGAAAAAAUAAAAUAUAUAAUGACAAGUUAUUUUAAAAAAAU
Molecule: messenger RNA, 2948 nt
Organism: Bacillus rossius redtenbacheri
Lineage: Eukaryota; Metazoa; Arthropoda; Insecta; Phasmatodea; Bacillidae
Product: ATP-dependent DNA helicase Q1-like
Exons: 11
Coding region: 264-2369 (701 amino acids)
Biological process (GO): double-strand break repair via homologous recombination
Cellular component (GO): chromosome; cytoplasm
Molecular function (GO): four-way junction helicase activity; ATP binding; 3'-5' DNA helicase activity
Source: RefSeq, a predicted model, not a curated record